AUGCAAAUCUUUGUCAAGACCCUUACCGGAAAGACAAUCACCCUCGAGGUCGAGUCAUCCGAUACCAUCGACAAUGUCAAAUCCAAGAUUCAAGACAAGGAAGGUAUCCCUCCCGAUCAGCAGAGAUUGAUCUUUGCUGGUAAACAAUUAGAAGAUGGUCGAACCCUCUCCGAUUACAACAUUCAAAAGGAGUCCACCCUCCACUUGGUAUUGCGAUUAAGAGGUGGUAUGCAAAUCUUCGUUAAGACUCUUACCGGAAAGACCAUCACCCUCGAAGUUGAGUCUUCUGAUACCAUCGACAACGUUAAAUCGAAGAUUCAAGACAAAGAGGGUAUUCCUCCCGAUCAACAACGAUUGAUCUUCGCUGGUAAACAACUCGAAGACGGUAGAACCCUCUCCGAUUACAACAUUCAAAAGGAAUCUACUCUCCAUCUCGUGCUUCGUCUCCGAGGAGGUAUGCAAAUCUUCGUCAAAACCCUCACCGGUAAAACCAUUACUCUUGAAGUUGAAUCGUCCGACACCAUCGAUAACGUCAAGAGCAAGAUUCAAGACAAGGAAGGUAUUCCCCCCGAUCAACAACGACUCAUUUUCGCUGGUAAGCAGCUCGAAGAUGGUCGAACUCUUUCCGACUACAACAUCCAGAAGGAAUCUACUCUCCAUUUGGUAUUGCGAUUAAGAGGUGGUAUGCAGAUCUUCGUCAAGACUUUGACUGGGAAGACCAUCACCCUUGAAGUGGAGUCCUCCGACACCAUCGAUAACGUCAAGUCAAAGAUUCAAGACAAAGAGGGUAUCCCACCUGAUCAACAACGACUUAUCUUUGCUGGUAAACAGCUCGAAGAUGGCCGAACAUUGUCUGAUUACAACAUUCAGAAGGAGUCCACUCUCCACUUGGUACUCAGAUUGAGAGGUGGUAUGCAAAUUUUUGUCAAGACUCUCACUGGUAAAACCAUCACUUUGGAAGUUGAAUCAUCCGACACUAUCGACAAUGUCAAGUCCAAGAUCCAAGAUAAAGAAGGUAUCCCACCUGACCAACAACGAUUGAUCUUUGCCGGUAAACAAUUAGAGGACGGUAGAACUUUGAGUGAUUACAACAUUCAAAAGGAAUCAACUUUACAUUUGGUUCUUAGAUUGAGAGGUGGACAAUAG
Kwoniella botswanensis is the source of this 1146-nucleotide messenger RNA. Its product is annotated as polyubiquitin. The coding region runs from base 1 to 1146 and encodes 381 amino acids. The record is from RefSeq and is a predicted model, not a curated record. Gene Ontology annotation, cellular component: nucleus; cytoplasm. The transcript has 6 exons. NCBI's taxonomy places the organism in Eukaryota, Fungi, Basidiomycota, Tremellomycetes, Tremellales, Cryptococcaceae. Gene Ontology annotation, biological process: protein ubiquitination; modification-dependent protein catabolic process. Gene Ontology annotation, molecular function: protein tag activity; ubiquitin protein ligase binding.